GCUCGUGCGCAACAAUUUGUCUGCUGCACUGUCGGCCAGGAUGUGCUGCCUCGCUGUUCCAUAGCCCUACACAUCCAAUAUCAGCAGACUGCAAUGGCCCUGCCGCCUACGAAUCACACACGCUAUACGGGCCCUUCUUGCUGCAAGGAAAGCGCGUGCCGUCUGCGGUAGAUAAUACCGUAGAUUAACAGGUAGCGUGCGGCGUGGGGAGGGGCGCAUGCAAGCAAGCGAUGGCCUUCCGACGAGCAUACCGUAACUAUGUCAACCUGGGCAAACUGUACAGCAUUCCGCCUUGGGGCAUCGUACCACCCUAUGGUCUAAUCAGGCCACAAAGUAACUCUGUAAACCUUGGCAAUCUGUACUUGCGCGGCCAGUCUAAGCAUCCUGCGGGCUGGGCCUACUUUGAAGAUGGCUCUGUCUUCAUCCUGCCCUUUGGAUGGUGCGCCCACGACGCCUUCGAGUCGCGUAUGAGAAUUGCUGCGCACUUUAUCAAUGGCCCUACGCCAAGGAUGCAGCAGAUACGGGCCAAGAAUCCGCAUAUGAAGCGUGUCGUCGUCAUCAACAAGGACGGCAGACACAUACGCAAUAAUACGCUUCGUAUCCUAGCCCGCAAUGCCCAAGACGGACAAAGAGUGUCUGUCGUUGAUCCGCUGUUUGAAAACGUCGAAUUAAGCCUUGAUCCUACCGGGAGCCACCCAGUUUCGGCCCGCUUCAAUGAUGCUCCGCAGUUGAGGUACGAAUACCGACUACAGAAUAGUCAGGCUUUGGAGACCUUUCGAGGCACACUGAUUGGGGGUAUUCUACAACCUAACGUGCGUCUGGGGAAUGGUCUGCACCUAUCGAAUAAACCUGAGAUAUUGAAACCGCAAAUAACUGCGAAGAGGCGGGCGCGGAAUCAGGAAGCCAGAAGACUUAAUGAAAGAGAGCAUCUGUCAUCGAAUUUACCCGUGAAGCAACCGCAUCAGUUAAACAUGCCGUUUUCGAGAGAGCGAACACCACCCGAGCGCCUGGGGAGGUCGACGCCCCCACUACGAAAGAGUCCCCGAGAUCUCGACCUUGAACGUCGAGAAGCUCAAAUAGCAAAGAGAGAGCAGGAACUCAUACAGUUGCAGCAGCAGUUACUUCAGACCAUGCAAGCUCAAAGUAUCAAAUCAAACCAAGAGAAAAUACAUGGAAAGCAAACACACGACUCACCCGACCCCGAGACCGAAACAAAACUCGCAGCCAUCGAAGCAAGAGAACGAGCACUUGAGCAAAAGGAAGAGCUCCUACGCUACAAACGCAAGACCUGGCUUCUAGAGCAAAAACUCGCACAAGUCACAGCUCGUUCUCCGCCUCGUCAUAGGCUUCGUGAAACCGAGGCGUCCGCGCAAGAGCGUGAUGGAGAUGUCUCAUCCAACACUGAAAUGGAGCAAGAAGCUAGUUUGGAAUCGGGAUUUAACGGUACGAAUCAAGGUCGCCCUAGGGGUUAUAGUCUUGAUGAUACGACGCCGCCGGAGGCUCUUGAGAGAUUGAGAUCGAGUAUCCAAUUGCCUACCAGGAGGAUGAUGAGGAUCGGUAGGGAGACUCGACGGCGGUGAGCUCUAUCAAGUCUCACAUCU
Messenger RNA from Bipolaris maydis ATCC 48331, 1601 nucleotides. RefSeq lists its product as uncharacterized. The record is from RefSeq and is a predicted model, not a curated record. NCBI's taxonomy places the organism in Eukaryota, Fungi, Ascomycota, Dothideomycetes, Pleosporales, Pleosporaceae.